AGUGACUACUUUGCGUUCUAAAUGAGCAGUUUGGUGUUUGUUCCAUUCAAAGGGUUUAUAGUUUUCAAAAUACUUAUGUACCUGCAUGAAUUUUAUUUAUAAAAAUAUUCAUAAAACAUGUGGAUUAUGACAAUGCAAACAAAUUUUUCUAUCAAGAAAUUAUGGAGAACAACAGCUUACUAGCCAAAGUGUAGAAUGGCGCCUGCUUCUAUAUAAUAAUAAAAGCAAAGAUAUAUUCGGACCAUUUUUCUAGUAAACCAAAACAGUUUUGCUUUCUUUAACAAAGCUUAGAGGCAUAUUCGGAUGGAAUAGUUAGAGUUACAAACCUUCAGACUGAAGCAGACGGCAUUUUUUAUAUUCGUCAUGUUGGCUUAUCGAGAUAAAUCAGUGUGUGGCGAGGGUAACAAUAUAUUUAAACAUCGAAUUUAAUAUAAAAAAUCCGGGCAAUAUCACAUGAAUUACAUUGUGAAAAUAUAAAGAAAAUACAACGAAACAUCAAUAUAAGCACGAUAAUAUGUACUAGAAAAAAAAGCUGAAUUACUCAAUUAAAUAAAUUUUCCGGGAAACUCAACUAAUAAUUUACAGAAAGUAUUUAUAGUAAUCCUGCUGGCCAUAAUGUGCAAACUGCACAUUUAUUAUAAGUUUGGAUUACUGCUGAUAUUCAUCCUCAGCAUAAGCAACACACGCUAUAAUCAUGCGUCCUCUGAAACGGUAAAUCAUAACACUUCUGAUGAGAAUUAUUCCGCGGAUUAUGACGAAUAUUACGACGAUAGUGUAGUUGACCAGGGCUAUGAUAACGGCACUAUCAAUACCGUUAGUCCUGAGAAAGGAAAAGUGGCAGAAAAUACACGUAUCAAUACAAAUCCCACAACAAAACAAAAUAAAUCGCUUUUUAGUAUAUUGUUAAACAAUUAUCGACGUAGUAAUUUUGUUAUGGAACCGACUUGUCCUAAAUUUUGCCAAUGUCAUGAGAACUAUAAGCAUAUACUGUGCAAUGGAGCUGGUUUAACAGAAGUUCCAGGGAACCUACCAGCAACAGCUCUAAUAAUCGAUUUAAGUCAAAACAAUAUCACAGAAUUGCGAACUGGGGACUUCGCAAAUAUCACCAAAGUCCGCGAAAUAAAUUUAAGUGGCAAUCAAUUGAGCAGCAUAAGUAAAGAGAUUUUUGCUGGUUUAAGCCAUUUACAGCGACUUUGGCUAAACGACAAUAAGAUAAAGCAUAUUGAGCCAGACACAUUUUCAGGCAUAAAUGAUCUUAGUGAAUUAGAUUUAAGUAACAACUCUAUAUUAUUGAACAAUGCUGGACCAUUCCUUUCUCAACCCAAUUUACUAAAACUUUCAUGUCGUAAUUGCAGUUGGACAAAACUAUUUGAUAACACGUUUAAAGGGUUAACCGGUUUGCAGUCUCUAAAACUAGACUUUAAUGAUUUUAAUAAGAAAAUCAAUACAAAAGCUUUCUUGCCGCUACGAAAUGUUACUAAAUUACGACUGCCGGACUUGAAACCACAAAGUGUGACCGAGCUGUGCAAUUUACUAACAGCUAUUGAUAAUAUAAGCUUUGAACACUUCGAAAUCAGUUGCUUUGAGUUAGUGCUAGGUAUAUCGUUUAAUGAGAGUGUUACGGUAGUAAAUGAUCCGGCCGUCCAACAAAAAGAAUUAAUGAAAACAGGAAUCGAUGAACAAGAAUCUCCGCAAGCUCACACAUUUGGAAAUAAAGAAGAAACGAUAAGAGGAGAAAACGUACAUACUAUAUUGACUGCUACCUCAAUUGCAUCGAAACCAAAGGAAAUUAAAAAAGAAGAUUUAGAAAGAAAGAUGGGGGACAGAAGUGACAUCUCAAAUCUAACCAAACCUACAGCUGCUACGAGAAUUGAAGAUGAAGAUAUGGACUCUAAGGCAUUGGUAUCAAAUGUUUUAAGCAGCAUAACUGAAGUAUCAAAUCACAGUGUCACCGGCAGCACUGUAUUGCCGACGCUCAGUACUGAUAAUAGCCAUAAAGUACACAUUUCCCAGGACAUGAUUAAUAUUUUGCUCAUAUCAAUUAUUAUUACAGCGAUUGUUGGAAUCAUCAUUGGCAUAAUUUGCCGAAAAGAUGUAGGUGGCAUUAAAACCAAAUGUUGCCGCACAAGAAAGCCUAAACCCAAAGAGCAAACACAUCCUGCCGAGGAAAUACCAUUAAAUAAGUUAACAUAAAUUAUAGAGCAGAAUUAGUUAUAUGCUUUACGAGCAUUUAAACGAAUUUAUAUAAUGUGUCGUUUUCAUAUUAGAUGUAAAAUUAUUUUUAUUUUAUUUAAAUACAAAGCAUUUCUAAGAUUUAUUAUAAAUUUGCAUUAAAAUCCUAAGAUUUUUACUAUUUAUACAUGAGGCAAAUAAUGGAUCUAAAUAAGUACAUAAUGUAGAAAAUGUAUUCUAGUAUUUAUGUAUGUACAAAGCGAAUAAUAUAAUCUAUAAUAGAUAACGUAAAAAAGAGUCGACAACAGCGGUUGUCUACAUCUAAAGAGCUUUUCUAAUGCUCUCACUCAUCGGCAUUGAAUGUUAGUCCCGUUGAGGGAAAAACUACAAAAUCGGAGAAGAAGCUUUGCCGGAAAUUAGUUAAGCGCUUGUAAAGCAUCAAUUAUCUAUUUUAUUUGGUUCAUAAAUUAAUACCAAUUUUUAACAAACUUAGUAUGAAAAUAAAAUUUGAAUGCAGUUCCAUAUCAAAUGUUAAAAUGUUUUAAUUAACUAAUAUAACGGUAAAUGUGCUGUGUACAAAUUAGUUAUACAAAUACUGUAUUAGACAGUACCAAUAGUAGCGUUAAAUGUAUUUCUUUAAAAAAUAAAAGUUUUCCUAGAGGGAC
Messenger RNA from Ceratitis capitata (Mediterranean fruit fly), 2837 nucleotides. Its product is annotated as slit homolog 3 protein. Gene Ontology annotation, molecular function: voltage-gated potassium channel activity; potassium channel activator activity; transmembrane transporter binding. The transcript has 7 exons. Bases 616 to 2193 code for a protein of 525 amino acids. Lineage: Eukaryota; Metazoa; Arthropoda; Insecta; Diptera; Tephritidae. The record is from RefSeq and is a predicted model, not a curated record. Gene Ontology annotation, cellular component: voltage-gated potassium channel complex.